Molecule: messenger RNA, 4897 nt
Organism: Salvelinus fontinalis (brook trout)
Lineage: Eukaryota; Metazoa; Chordata; Actinopteri; Salmoniformes; Salmonidae
Product: dnaJ homolog subfamily C member 14-like
Exons: 7
Coding region: 627-2750 (707 amino acids)
Molecular function (GO): dopamine receptor binding
Source: RefSeq, a predicted model, not a curated record
GUCUCAGUAGUGGUUUAUGUGAGGUGUCUGCUGCCCUCGGAAGUGAAAAAUAGUAAGACAAACAGCAAGCGUUAGCCAAGAACAAGAUAAUAAAAAAUAGAUCAUAUCUGCAUAAGCAGAACGAAAACACUCUCCUAAUACAGAAUAAGAAUAGUUCCAUACAAAAUGCAAUAACUACAUUUUCUUUCUACGACAAGCAUUUCUGUUUGCCAUAUUUGGUCAAUUUGAGGAGCAAAGCUACAGGGCUCGAGUUAACCACUUCGAAAGGAAGACUACAUUUUAUCAUCUUCCCUUCCUUUACGGAAGAGAAAAGUGAGUUGCUCUUGCUGUCAUCUUUCACAAUGUUAUUUCGGCAAUAACCAGAUACAAUAUGAGGCCAGUCGUGCCCAAGGAUUGUAAUGAUUGAUCCUUGAUCCAAUGCCUUCAAAGUUUCUGCAUUGGAUAGGCUACCGUGGACAAUGGCGCCUGCCAUUCCAGUAUUAUUCAGCCGUCCUUAUCUGACUCUUCAGCCCUGCUGAAGUGUAGUGUCAGAGAAGGUGCGGUCAGUGAGAAUGGGUCAAGGUCCCUACCUGCCGUGAGAUUGGAUACUUUUUUUUUGGCACUUUAAUCAAGAGACAGGGCUGAAGAUGGAGAAAGGGGUGGCUGAGAGCGAGAUGGAGGAAGAGACAUGGACUGUAGAGGCAGCUGAGGAGAGCCCUGAAGAGCUGCCCUCAGGUGUUCCUACCCUCUUGUCUUCCACCUCCAUGCCUGGCCAGUGGGAAGUCAGAGGAGAUGAGGAAACUCAUCAACCAGUUACCAAAGAGGACAUGACAGACCAUCUCAAAGCUACCCCUCAGGAUAUCCCGACUCCAAUCAACCAGGACUCAGGAGAAGCAGAGUAUUGUGGGAUUGCAGAGGCCAAAGAGGAUGAAGUCUCUCUGAAACAGGAAGGGUCGGAGCAUGUGGUCAGAGAAGGAAAUGAGGAGACUGAGGGUGGAGAUGAAGACGAGAAUGGAGGAGGAGGCCGAAACGAAGUCGGGAGGGAGCCUGGCAUGAACGGGGAGUCGGGAUGGAAGAGCUCAGGGGCUGGAGGGAGGAAAGGCCGGUUCCGGAACAGUGGAGGAGGAGUGGUGGCAGCCUCCGAGCAGAAUACCCAGGCUACAUCAUCAUCAUCCUACCUCCCUAAAGGGUCCCUGUCAUCGGGCGGUGGGAGGCACAAGCAGGCCCGGAGGCGCAACCACCACCACCACCAGGGCCGGGGCCGGCGGCAGACAGGCACCCAGCUUACCUUGGCCUUCAGGGAGCUGCUGUCAGAGUCGCUCAGCCCCUGGUGCAUCUCCUGUAUCCACAUGGUGGUGGAGAUCAUUGUCUCUGUGACCCACCGCUGCGGGGUGGCCGUGGAAGGCGCAGGGAUAGCCCUCUAUGACCUCGGCUCACAGCUGCUCAACAAGGUCACAGACGUGCCAGGGAUGAAGGCGGACGCCCGGCGCGUGCUGGAGAGGGUGAGUUGUGCUGGAACGGUCCUGGUGGAUAAGAGCAUCCGGUCGGUGGAGUGGGUCUGGCAGGCCUCCCUGACCUGCUUCGGACUCCUCUGUGCUGUGGUGCUGCUGGGUUCCCAGUGGGCCCAGUUCACGCUCGUCCGGCUGGGCGGGGAGAGGGGCCAGCGGUGGUGGACAGCCGUGCAGGACUCCAAGGUCUGGAGGAGGGUGGCCUUGCUGCUGCAGAGGAUCAGCAGCUGGUUCAGGAGGAGGAGAGGCACCACCACCCAGGUGCCCCCUUUCACCCCAGAUUCUCCCGGUGGAGCAGUUAGGUACCAGCCUGGGCAGGAGCUGGAGAGACUGCUGGCGCUGGCUCAGGUCCCUGAAGAGGAGUUGGACCCUUUUAUAGUGUUGGGGGUGGAGGCUCACGCAACUGAAGCUGAGCUAAAAAGGGCCUACAGACAGUUGGCUGUCCAGAUCCAUCCAGACAAGAACAAGCACCCGCGCGCUGGGGAGGCCUUUAAGGUGCUCAGGGCUGCCUGGGACAUCGUCAGUAACCCAGAGACACGAAGGGAAUACGAGCUGAAGCGCAUGGCGCAGACGGAACUCUCCAAGUCGAUGAAUGAGUUCCUCACCAAACUGCAGGAUGACCUGAAGGAAGCUAUGAACACCAUGAUGUGUACGAAGUGUGAGGGUAAACACAGGAGGUUUGAGAUGGACCGGGAGCCUGCUGUGGCGCGGUUCUGUGCAGAGUGUAACAGACGCCACAGCGCCGAGGAGGGAGACCUGUGGGCCGAGUCCAGCCUGCUAGGCCUACGCAUCACCUACUUCGCCUGCAUGGAUGGCAAGGUCUACGACAUCACAGAGUGGGCCGGCUGCCAGAGGAUAGGCAUCUCUCCAGACACACACCGCGUGCCCUAUCACAUCUCCUUCGGCUCCAAGAACAACAGUAGCUCCACGCAGCGCCACAGGACACCUCCAGGCCCAGAGCACCCUCCUCCAGGCCCGACCAACCCCGCUGACCUGCAGGACUUCUUCAACCGCAUCUUCCAAGGGGGACCUCCCCCCGACAUGGCUGCCAACGGGGGUUUCUUCCCCUCAGGACCGCCCCCCCACCAACCCUCUGGUGCUGGACCGGGACCUAGUGGACCUUUCUCCCCUCCUCCACCACAGACUGGCUUCUUCAUGCCUCCGGGAGGGCCCCGGCCGGAGCCCAGUGAGACGUGGGCCGAUAGCGGAGGCAAGCCUCCUCCCCGGAGGAGGAGGAAGGUCCGCAAGCCCUUCCAGAGGUGAGAGCGGCCAUUGUUGUGACGUGUCAUCGUAGCAACACGGGGACACUCAACACACGGCCAUGUCUGUCGACGAGCCUGGACCUCCCCCUACUGUACAUAAGUUGAAGGAUCAGUCAAACUCAGGAAGAUUCACACGGGUCAGGGGCUGCCUCAUGUAUCAAAAGACUGACAAUACAGAGGCCAUGAGCCAGAGGUUUGAGCCUGGACCAUGUAGAAGAAGACGGAACUAACUCAGAGUUUAAGUAUAUUUGGGGUUAGGAGGUGACAGUCUUUUUGCUUCUCCCCCUCACAUUGUUUUUUUUUGUCGUUUUUUUUCUUGUGAAACAGCUGUAGCCAUGCCACUGAUAUCACAAGCCUAUUGCUAACAAUGCAAACACAUUUCCUUAGGUCUUACUUCCCUGCACAAUCCUGCAUCAUUACAUGCCAUUGGACGCUUAUGUUCUUGACACGUUUGUAAUAAUUUUUUUAACAAAAAGGGUCACCUAUUCUUGCUUCAGGUCUUGGUGCAGACUGUGAAACUGUGUGUGUGAGGGGACAGGGCUGGAAGAAGCCAAUCAGAAUUUAUGAAUUGCUGGAUCGGACGGCUCAAGCUACAUCCUGGAAGAAGACGGUGUCCAGAGAGAGGGCUGGUCUGCCCGUUACGGCUUUGACACACCCAUCCUUCCGCCCGUUGCCUUCUUUGAUUAAUUGUUAUCUGGUUAGAUUAUCAUUUGAGCAACUGAUUUUCUGCAAUUUUUAUUACUUUUAAUGAAGUUAGAGUGAACGUUUGCAUAGUUGUGACAUUUGUCACUAUUGGAAAGUAAGUUGGUGAGUGAAAGUUGUCUCUCUGCCAAAUGUAGAUAUCAACUCUGUCUAGAGUACAGUGAAUACUUUAAUCUGUCAACAAAUUGAAUCCCACGUAGAAGCACUAUGAUGAGGCGUCAGACUUAAGCAGGUUCACAUUAAAAUCAAGACUGUUAUAUUGUGAGAGUCAAGGACCUAGGCUAUUUACUGCUUUCAGUCCCUAAGUAUUGGUGUUAUUGUCUGGACGGCAUCCUAUGGAUCAAGAAAAAGGUAGUUUCAGCUCUUAAUUGCAUUUUAGCACCCUUUAAAGAUUGGAGGUGACUAAGUUUCCAUUGUGAACACAAUGACUGUGCAGUGUAAAAGAUUAGUUAUCAGAGGCUACUCUUUGAUAUUUACUUUCCAACAGUUUAAAGGUUGAUUGAAAGACAGGGGAGCUGAAUGUCAACAGUAACAGUUCUAUUACCACCACAUUUUAUUUCAAAGAAAAGCUACCACUGCCUUUGCUUUCACCCCACGCUCAGACAAUAUACUCCAGAUUGAAGAGGGAUAGAGCGCACAGAAUUCAGAUCUCUAACAAUAUGUCUACUCAUUAUGGCAAAUCAUUGUGUUUUUCCUGUGGAGAUGGCGUAUUGGAAAUAAAUGUGGUAAAAGUUUGUCUAAUUCCUCUUAAAUGUUGAGGUCUGGGGCAAUAUGAAUCAAGCUUCUCAGAGUAGGCGUGCUGAUCCCGGACCAGUCCUGUCCAUGAAAAGGCUAAACUGUCCAUGAAAAGGCUAAACUGAUCCUAGAUCAGUGCUGCUACUCUGAGAUGCUUAAUGAAUAUGGGCCCUGGUAUCAGUUCCAUUAGCCUCUUGUUGGUUGUACCUUUGAUUUGUGUCAUUCUGUGGAUGUUGGGAGAUUAAGUGGUACCUGGGGUCCCUUGUUGCACAUGUUUAUUUGCUCUCUUUAAAGUGAAAAAAGUUGAAUGCAAUUGUCCACUUAAUUGGAGGUAUUAUAGGAGGUUUAAUUUAAUCUCAGUUUUAGGCUGAAUUGCUUGCGCUGUCAAUUAUGUUUUAGAUACCCUAGUUGACUUGAGAAUGUAUGGCUUAAGUAGCAGCCUAAAACGGCAAGUCAACUAACGGCUCCCAGCGUGGAAGAGCCAACAUCCCAGAUUAAUUUUAGUUUUUCCCAUGAUAUUUUUAAACAGUAUAUGCAAAAAAAAAGAUUGCAAAAAAUCUGACAAUCGGGGUUAAAUGUGCAUUUUUUUAAAUUUGUUCUGUGGUAGGAAAGUGUGAGUUUGCUGGCAAGAGUUUAUUGCAAUUGUGAAACAUCACUGUUCAGUUGAUUUUAGCUUUUUUCUGGAUUUCAUAGUAAAGUUGAUUUCCUACA